ACUCUUCGGGUGAAGAUGGCGGAGCGCGGUUACAGCUUUUCGUUGACUACGUUCAGCCCUUCUGGUAAACUUGUCCAGAUUGAAUAUGCUUUGGCUGCUGUAGCUGGUGGAGCCCCUUCAGUGGGAAUUAAAGCUGCAAAUGGUGUGGUAUUAGCAACGGAGAAGAAACAGAAAUCUAUUCUGUAUGAUGAGCGAAGCGUACACAAAGUGGAACCAAUUACCAAACAUAUAGGCUUGGUAUAUAGUGGCAUGGGCCCAGAUUAUAGAGUGCUUGUGCACAGAGCUCGAAAACUAGCUCAGCAAUAUUAUCUUGUUUACCAAGAACCCAUUCCUACAGCUCAGCUGGUACAGAGAAUAGCUUCUGUGAUGCAGGAAUAUACCCAGUCAGGUGGUGUCCGUCCAUUUGGAGUUUCUUUACUAAUUUGCGGUUGGAAUGAGGGACGACCAUAUUUAUUUCAGUCAGAUCCAUCAGGAGCUUACUUUGCCUGGAAAGCCACAGCAAUGGGAAAGAAUUAUGUGAAUGGGAAAACUUUCCUUGAGAAAAGAUACAAUGAAGAUCUAGAACUUGAAGAUGCCAUUCAUACAGCCAUAUUAACCCUGAAGGAAAGCUUUGAAGGGCAAAUGACAGAAGAUAACAUAGAAGUUGGAAUCUGCAAUGAAACUGGAUUUAGGAGACUCACUCCAACUGAAGUUAAGGAUUACUUAGCUGCCAUAGCAUAAUAAUGAAGUGACUGAAAAAUCCAGAAUUUCAGAUAAUCUCUGUACUUAAACAUGUUUAAAGUAUGUUUUGUUUUGCAAACUUUUUGCAUACCUAUUUCUACAUGAUUUAAUGGACUGAUGUUUUUAAAUGACACUUAUAAAUCAUAAUAAACUGUUAAAUCCAACUUCCAGCUUUUUAGGAGUUAGUAAAUUUUUUAAAAUAGUAAUUUUCCUGCUUUAUAUCACAGUUGAUUUCUGGAAACUACAUUGCAAAUCAGAAUGGUGAAAUCACUCUUUAGUCUUUAUGCAGUUUGGUUAAGUCAGAUCUUACUACCCUCUUUACUACCAGAUAUUGUCGAUGCUGUUUUUGGUAAACACUACUUUUAGAGCUGAGAGAAUCUGCAGACUUUCAUGAAUUCAUGAAAUGAGGUAGGAAACACAGAUGUUUCUUAGGCACCAUUAGGUGUGAGUCAGUAAAACCCGAGAAUGUUCUAUGAGGUAAAACUGUAGCUUUGAAAAGUACUAUGCCAAAUAGUCUCCUAUAAGAGACAUACUGUGUAAAUCAGUAAAUUAUGUUCUGGUUCCUGUUGGUUUCUUCAUCACAAGUAGAUAAAUGUAUUCUAAAAGAACUCUUUAGUUUUACUAGACUUUUAAAGUCAAGGCUGGAUGGACAUGAGUGCUGGAAAUAAAGUACUAAUAAUUAAGUGCC
Messenger RNA from Pteronotus mesoamericanus, 1408 nucleotides. It is a transcript of the gene PSMA2, whose product is annotated as proteasome 20S subunit alpha 2. Bases 16 to 720 code for a protein of 234 amino acids. Gene Ontology annotation, biological process: proteasomal protein catabolic process; ubiquitin-dependent protein catabolic process. The record is from RefSeq and is a predicted model, not a curated record. The transcript has 8 exons. Gene Ontology annotation, cellular component: proteasome core complex, alpha-subunit complex; proteasome core complex. Lineage: Eukaryota; Metazoa; Chordata; Mammalia; Chiroptera; Mormoopidae.